UAAAUUCGAUUUGUAAUCUCAAACAAAGGUUUUGGAAUUUUUUUGCACGUGAAAAGUGCAUUUCCAGCGCAAAUUGUGUGACUGUAUUGCUGGCACUCACUUAUAUAUUAUGUUUGUAAAUACUAAAUAAUAACAAAAACAAGUUUAUCAUUAAUCUUUCAUACCAUUUUAUGAGGUAAUUCAGUUUUUUUACUUUUUCCUGUAAAACAAUUGGGCAAUUUUUUACAUGACGAAAAUGGAAACGGGAAAAUUGCGCGCAUGAGCAACGAAAAUGGUUUUUCUAUAAAAAAAGAUAAUAAUUAUAAUUCCAAUGUCUUUGCUUCCUCUCCAUCAACCAUAACUUUUUAUUCUCAACAACUGUUGCAAACUGAGUGGUAAAUUUUGAAGAAAAGCGCACCUCUAAUUUUUUUUUUUUUCAAAGUAAAGGCUUCCUUGUGCAAAAUAUUAAAAGAAUUUGACCGUAAAAUGGCGAUGAAAAUAAAUAAAUUUUCCUUGGAAAAUUCGUCGUUUUCAAUAAAUCCAUGUUAGAUCUUACAAAAGGCUAUGCAGCGCCGCCGAACACCUCUGUGAGGCGGGUUGCGGUCUUUAAAACUCUAAUUUGCUUCGUCUCACAAUAUGUAAUGUUAGAAGCAGAAGCUAAUUGUGUUUAUUGUACUAUCACAAAGGCAAUUGCUGCCCAUUUAUUAUUAAUAAAAUUUUAACCAUAGAAAUGAAUUUAAAUUAAAAAAACUAUUUUUUUAAGUGAAAAUCGUCGUUUUCAAAAUGUGGCUGCCCUCAAGAGCGGCUCCUGAGCUGCGAUCAUCAAUGAGGCUAUUGUCACUUUGUAGGCAAGUACUUGGGCCACCUUUGUGCAAAAAAUCAGCAAAAUUCAACCAUAGAAAUUAAUUUUAAAAAAAUGCGUAGUCGCACCAACAAGGAUUAAAUAAAAUAUUUAUGUAUAUAACAUUGAGGAGUUUCACUUUAUAGAUUAUUAAAACCAAACUUCAAUGCGUUCAAUGUAUAUUAUUUGAUUCUUUUAUUACCUUUCUGACGGAUGAAAUCGUUUUCAAAUCUUAAGCCCGUGUUUUUAGUUUUGAUUCUACGUUUAUGCCGGUGUUAUGUUGGCAACAUUGUUCUUUCGAAGGAAUACGAGUGGCUCGGAAAAGUGGCCAAGUUCAGGCGAGUGGCUGAAAUAAGUGGCCAACUUCACGAUCGUCAAAACAAUCUGGAUGAGAUUGCCAACUGAAAGAAACGCUUCCAAUUAUAAGGGAAUAAAUCCCAAUAGCAGCAUAUUAUGUUCUGUGUUGCUGCAUGAACCCAGCCAUGCUGAUGAUCCCGAGUCUAGUCGACACAAAGGUGAAAAAAAUGCUCCACCAUUUCAAGAAAUGCCACUCUCAAGCGUUUUUCAUAAUACUGUCCGUCUCCUUCGUGGUGACGGUGGCACUGCAACUUUACGACACUUACGUUCGCUAUGUGGAAAACUCCUUUUUUGCCAAACAAAUGGCUGGAAUGCCAUCAGAAAACAAAAGCUCGUGCCGCUUGCCAAACUUCUCUCCGUUUGAUCCAUCAAUUGCCAAAUACAUAAAGAGUUGGCCGAAAAUAAACUGCGGCAAGCCACAGCCGCCUCUCACAUAUCUUGAUGAAAGGGGCUUUUUGCACAUCAACCAGACUGCUGUGUCGGAGAGAAGAAUUCCGUGGGCGCGACUGACUUGCUCGUAUCAGAAAAUUAUUCGCCAGGAAAAUGAAGACAGCAAAUUCACUUUGGGGCCGCACAAGAUUUUCGUCCAGCCUGAAAUACUACCCCACGAAUUCUGUGUUGUAAAGUGCUCACUGUUUCCGAGGAGCAAAGUAAUCUACGAGACUGGAUACGCACAAGUUAAAGAUGUAACGCAGACUUUAGCAAAUAGUAGCCAAAGAGCGUGGAAAAAUUGCAGAGUCAAUGUUUUGAUUAUUGUGCUGGACUCUAUGUCAAGAUUGAAUUUCAUUCGCCAGUUGCCAAAAACUUACAAAUUCCUAGUCGAAUCUCUCGGUAGUGUAGUCAUGCAGGGUCUUACCAAGGUGGGAGACAACACAUAUCCCAACAUGCUUUCAAUGCUGAGCGGCCUAGCUGCAAAGAGGUACCUUGUCAACAAGGAGUUGGCUCCGUUCUGGGGAAACGGUUCCACACCAAGAGGAUACUUUGAUGAUUUGCCGGCGUUGUGGAAAAAUUUCUCUCAAAAUGACUAUGUCACAAUGUUCGCCGAAGAUUAUCCCAAAUUCACUGCCUUCAAUUACAAUGCCCAUGGAUUCAAAACUCCACCAACAGACUACUACAUGAGACCCUUUUGGCUCGCCAUGGAGCAAAUUAUGACGCACCUUGUGUCAAAGGACAAAAGAUGUUUUGGACACCUCCCGAAGCACAAGUUCCUCUUUAAUUACAUUGAGCAAUUUCUUUACAAAAUGCUCACCGGAAAACAUGCCUUCUUUGCUUUUACGUUCCUGACUUAUUUGAGCCACGACCACAUUAAUUCCAUUAAGAUAAUUGAUGAUGAACUUGUAAUAUAUCUGGAAAACCUCCGCGCAAUGGGAAUUUUCAACAAUACAGUCACGAUGAUUAUGGGAGACCAUGGAAAUAGAAUGGAUCCUAUCAGAAAUACGGUUAUUGGCCGAGUUGAAGAACGAAUGCCGUUCUUAUCCAUUUCCAUCCCACCUCAGCUGGAGCACUUAAGAAAUAAUCUUCAAAGUAAUGCAAAAAUACUAACGAGCUGGCAUGAUGUUUACGAAAUGUUGAUGGACUUGGCCAUGAAUAACUUAAAUCUUACCUCUAAAGUGAUACGCUAUGGGUACAAAGGGAUGUCACUUUUUAGACCCAUACCAAAUAACAGAACAUGCUUACAAAUUGGCAUACCCAAAGAAUAUUGCAUAUGCUGGAACGAAGAGGAGUUGCAUCCUAAAGAUGCAAAAACUAUUGAAAAGGGUGAUAUUUUGGUGAACCAUAUUAAUGAUAUAAUCAAAUCUAAGGAUAAGAAAAAAGUUUGUUCUCUGUUAAAAUUAGUUAAAGUUUAUGGAGCACAAAAACUCCUCCCCCCUCACAAAGUUGCUGUGCCUAGCAAUUUGGCAGUUUUGACCAGAGUCACUAUCUUACAAUUAGUAGAGCCAUCUAAUGCUAUUAUCGAGGGAACUUUAGAGCAAAGAGCUCGCCUUGGCAUCCAACUAGUUGGACACGUGAGCAGACUAAAUAAAUAUGGAAACCAGUCGUCCUGCGUGUCCGAUCCUGCCUUAACUUUGAUCUGCUAUUGUAAAAGUAGACACUAAUAGCUGUAUAGAAAGAACACAUUGCCAAAUGGUUUAGUAAUGCUAUAGUAUUACUUAUAGACGGAGCAUUGCUUCUACAGGUGUUCAUUGUGAGCAGUAAUCUCUUGGGUAAUUUCCGACUAUCCAGCACUUUUUUAAAUUUAGAACUCUGAUUUGAUCAAUUCAAGCUUUCAUAGUCAUACCUAAAUUUCGAGAUUGAUAAUGUUUCAUUUUACCUCAGUUAUUAUUUAUGAAUAUUUAAAUUAUGUGCUAAAUAUAGUCAAAAUCAAAUAUUUCCAUGAUGAAUCACAAAGCCAAAACCUUUUAAACACUUUUAAAAUAAUUAUAAGAAAUAUAUAAAAUAAGUUAAUGGUCCAGAAUAUGUACAGAACUUUAACCCUUCUUGUUUUUCUUGGAAUAAUUGUAAACGCAAAACGUUGUUGUGCCUCUAAAAGUGCAUAUUUUUGGGAUGUUCAAAUGGUGGUAUGGUGUAUGCCAAUUUUCUGUCUGCCUAAUAACAAACAAUUCAGACGUGAUAUAUAUUAAUUCUGAAUUUCACCUCUAUUAUAAAGAAGCGGUGUCUAGUCGCUGUUAGAUAAUAUUGUUGCUACUGUAGAAUGAGGAUUUGAACAUAGUUUUUUUUUUUAGUUUCGCAGAGGAUUUUAAUAAAUUAAUGAGGUUUAAUUGUUCUCAAAAAUGUUUAAAAUUUGGUUGUAUGCUUGUACCUAUGAAAUUUAAUUAUUGUUUGAAGUUAACUUGUUAAAAACUAGGCAGUCAGGCUGAAAUGCUAUCUUAUUAAAUUUCUCUUAUUUUCAGGCAUGGUUACUUAGUGUUGUUUCAAAAUUUUUAUUACUCCUGUUUUCCCCAUUUACCUAUCAAAAUUUAACUUUGUUCAAAAAUUUUACAGUCGCAAAUAAAACAGAGACAAAAAUAUUUGAAAAAAAAAAGAAAAUCAAGUUUUAUUGCUUAAACAGUUUGGAAAUGCAUUGCUUCAUGUACAUUUCCAUUUGGGAAAAAUCCAAAAGUGUGUCCUGAACUUGCGAAAGCAAUAUUUCGUUCCAAGUUUGUUCCAAGAUUUUAAGUUUUUCGACUGCUCCGUAGCCAGACUCAAUCAAUGUUGAUAAAUGAACGCGACCUUUUUGUCUCCACACAAGCUCUUCCUACGUUGAAAAGAAAUUUAUAAAAAUUACUUAGUGAAACCUUAUUAAAAAUUAUCAGCUUUAAAAUUCAUCCAAAGUUUGUAAAAAAAAUUUGGCUUCUUGAGAAUUUUUUUUAUCAUUGUUUUUUAUCAUUAUUAAUUAUUUAAUAUGCGGUGGUAACCUCAAUUAAUUUACCUGAGAUGGAAUCCCUCUGCGCCAUUGCAAAGCUUCCUUCGCAACCACGUUUCUGAACGUACAAUCGGUAGACAAGAGCCAUUCCUUGGCCGCGUUUGGGGAGGGUGGCGGCAAGGGUUGUCCUGCCUCGAGGGAAAGCCGUCCUAGCAACGGAAGCAGCAAACUCCCAGGCAUGCAGUCAAGAACAGUUUGGCACAGCCCGGCAUAUUCUCUCUCUGCGUCCUCCACCUGCUGUUUGCUGAUUUCUUGCCCAUUUAUAUUUACAAGGCCCCAGUGCGCGAGCCGGAAGAUUGCGUAACUUUGCCACUCUUUGAAAACUAUCGGAUUUCCUGGUUUAUGUGGGUACGUUUAAUUUGUAUUUCAUUUUUAAAUUUAUUUUAAUUUACCUUCUUGCUCAAUGAGCAAAGAAUGUAUCCCUUGCAACUCCGCCAAGGCGUUCAGCUGUCCCAAGCAGUAAAUAUUUGAUUCUUUAAAUGAAAAUUUUUCGGCGGACGGAAAUCGUUGUUUCAAUUUUGAAAAUUGAGUUACCACGCUGUUGAAACUGAUGUAAGUGAACCUGCAUAAUUUUUAGUUAAGUUUCAUAAUUAAUUAAUUCUUUUUAUAAAAUUGUAUUUUUAUAUUCUAAAUCUCGAAAUUUUAUGUGAAAAAUGUCAAUUUACAAGUCACGCACUUUAUAGUUUGUACUUCAACAGCUUUCUGAGGAUUCCAAGGUCGGUCCAGAAACUUAAUAGCCGUCUGACCGUAAACAUUGAGACACUUUCCUUCGAUUUCCACCAAAUAGUCGCCACCUGAAUUUUUAAAUAUUAUAUUUUUCCAAAGGGCUUUUAAUAAAACUUGCGAAUAUUUAUAUACCCUGCUCUUUAGUAUUGCUGGUGGCAGUCUUGUUUCUUACUGGCUGCUGCUUUUGCGGAGAGGCAAUUUGGGGCUUUGCAGUUCGGACCCUUAACCUAGAAACUUGUCCACUUCUCAGCGCCCCGCGCACUUGCUGCCAUGCUCGACUUGGCUGGGCCGUGACCGGUCUCUGAUUUUGCACAGGUUGCGUCAAAGCUCUAAAAUUUAAUUUUAAAUCAAUAUAUUUAACAUUCAAUUAAAUUAAAACAAUUACAUUAUUUUUUCGUGCAGAGUUUCGCCAUCCUCUGCAGGCCUCUCCUCGUCUUCUUGUUCUUCCUCCACAGCCUCGGCCGCGCAGAUUUCAGAUCUCGGCGAAGUCGCGCACGAGUCUAUGUUUGGCUCGACGCUGGAGGAGGCCGAAUUGCUCAGGACCGAUUCGCAUCUCGUCGAGCUGUCCGAAGAGGACGAGGCUUCGCUGCCGCUGGAACUGGAGUUGCUGCCUGGCGCUAAGCAAAUAGGCGGCAGUCGUAGGGGUGCGAGUUCGCCGCUAUUCGCCUCCUAAACAGCAGUGCAAUUGCCAUGGUUACUCAAUCGCAGUAAUAAUGUCACGCGUGUUAAAUGGAAAUAAAUCAGACGAGUCGUAAAAAGGGUUUUGUGUGUAAAACGAGACUUAGGCAAAACUUUCUAAUAAAAUGAGAUCGUUUCGGGUUGCUUUUGGUACCUUCGGGUGUUGAGUCUUUAGGUUAGUUUGGUGCUCGUUGGCACAAAUGUGGAUCAGCGUCUUUGCCUGCGACCGUAGCAGCUCCCAGUGCAUCCGAGCGUUAGAAAUCGCCUUAAUUAAAAAAAGAUAUAUUUAAUUUAAAUUACUUCAUUUUUAUCACAUUUUGAUUUCUACCUGUUUUUUGUCCGAAAUCGGUGCGUGGUGCCACGUUGCAGCCACAUUUCUCAAUUCAUUGGUGACCUCGGAGCCAUUGAGCAGUUUGAGGGUGGAUAAGGACGUCACCAGCAAUGCCGCGCACUCGGCGUUCUCGCUCACAGGAUUGCCGUCGAUACUCAGUUCUUUCAACUGGCUCGCCUGCCUCACGCCAUUCAGCUCUUCCACUCUGCCAUUAUUUCAUACAUAUAAUUUCCCAGGCAAGGUUAUAAAUCCACACAUACGAGUGAAUGUUGUUGUUUGACAGAAAUAGCUUGGCUAGUUUGGGUGCGUGCGCGACGCCCUCCACGCGGCGGAUCCUGUUGCGCCGCAGGUUGAGUUCCUCCAGGGCGCCCAGACCUUUCAGGUCGCUCUCAGACACCACCCUCAACUGGUUUCCGGCGACGUUGAGCACUUUCAGUUCGGAUAGUGGAUUCAGCCCGGUCAAAGAAGUUAGUUGAUUUCCAUGCAGGUCCAGCACCUCCAAGCGAGGCAACAGCUCUAAACCCUCGAGUCGCCUAACUCUGUUCAAGAAAAAUGAAUUUUGCGCUUAAGUUACAUAAUUAAUUUUUUUAAAUUAAAAAUAAUUUAUCUUCAUUUAUUUAUUUAAAAACAAAUUUCACACGAAAAGCUUCCUUUAUUAAACACAUUUUUUUUUCAUGAAAUAUAAUUAUAUAAUAAUAUAAUUUAGUAUUUACCGAUUUUUGCCGAGGAGCAAUACUUUGAUCGAAGGCAGCUCUUUGACUCCCACCAAUUUUUCCACUUGGUUGUCGUAUAAAUCUAAGAAAACCAGUCUUGGCAAAGCAGAAAGACCUUCAAGGCGAGUAAUCAAAUUAUGCUGAAGGGAUAGAAGGCGCACUCCCUCUUCUCCAGCCAACGCGGGAACAGUAGUCAAUCCCAUCCUAAAUUAGAUUUUAUUCGCAAUCACAUUAAAUUUUACUUUUCCAACCUGUCAAGGCUGAGCCUGUCUGGGUUUCUUUCCCUGUCUUUUUCGUUUCUUUGUACUUGCGGGUCUGCCUUUGUCGUCGAAAGCCCUUGUAAAUCACCAAAGCUGCAGUGAAUAAGUUAAAAAUAAUUUCGAUUGUCGCGAGCAACAGUUUUAUUUUCACCUCAGUGUGCUGUAGGCUCUUUUGAGGAGACGGGGUCGAUUGGCAAGCG
This is a messenger RNA of Neocloeon triangulifer, 7488 nucleotides long. Its product is annotated as poly(A) RNA polymerase gld-2 homolog A-like. The transcript is spliced from 7 exons. Gene Ontology annotation, cellular component: cytosol. Lineage: Eukaryota; Metazoa; Arthropoda; Insecta; Ephemeroptera; Baetidae. Bases 1291 to 3273 code for a protein of 660 amino acids. The record is from RefSeq and is a predicted model, not a curated record. Gene Ontology annotation, molecular function: poly(A) RNA polymerase activity.